AUGACUUACACCUACAACUUCUUCUCUAAUUACACAGACUACCUCGGCACCAACAUCGAAGCUGGCGUCGCAGCCAAGUCGCAUAAAUUGACGCAAGAUAAAAUCCACGAGUACGAAACGGGUUCGAAACUCGAACUUGCAGCUUGGUAUGCAUACACAGCACUCAUUUGGUCUCUCAAGGGAACGAUGCUAUGUUUCUUUUCGAGAAUGACGAUUGGGACGUGGCAUAACAUGUUUGUCAAGACUGUGUCGAUCCUGUGCGCUGUAUCUUACCUUGCUGUCUUCCUCACCAUUACCUUUGGAUGCUUCCCGACUCAGAAUAACUGGCAGGUUGUGCCCGAUCCUGGAGAGAAAUGCUCCUUCAAAAUGCAGAACUUCCUCGUAACAACAGUUCUUAACGUUCUGUUCGUCAAGCCCCCUCAUUACGUAAACCCUUCUAACUCUCCCAGCACCGACGCUCUCAUCCUCGGAAUUCCAAUGCCUCUCCUCUGGAAACUCCAAGUCCCCAUUCGCAAAAAACUCAUCAUCGGUCUCCUCCUCUCGUCAGGAGCCUUCGUCAUCGACGCAGCGAUAACCCGCGUCGUCCUCACGCUCUCCGCAAACCCAUCUGCACUAACAAUCAACGCACGGGGUGUUCGAGAAACCAUCGUUGGAAUUCUCACCGUCAACAUUCCCGUUCUUCGACCGAUCUUCUCAAAGUCCUUUUGGAAUGGCAAUGCUCCAAGUGAGAUUACUUCAUCGUAUCGUACGACGACUCAGGGGACGAGGGGCGGUAAUAGGACGCUCACGCAGGAUAUCUCGGGGCCUUAUGAACUGACACCGAGUAUCAAUGAGGGAUCGAAGCCGAGUUUUAGAGGGAGCCAGGACUCGAUCGUUUCCAAGACUGUGAGGAUGGCUGAUAUUGUGGUCUCCAAGUCGUAUCAGGUCAGUCAUGAUGUGAAUACCUAUGGUGGGAGCUCAUGGUAUGGAGAUAGAAAUGGAGCUUCGAAAGCUUCCGUGCAUGCAGAAUCUCCAGUUUAA
This is a messenger RNA of Fusarium subglutinans, 1020 nucleotides long. RefSeq names its product integral membrane protein PTH11. Bases 1 to 1020 code for a protein of 339 amino acids. The record is from RefSeq and is a predicted model, not a curated record. The transcript has 6 exons. Lineage: Eukaryota; Fungi; Ascomycota; Sordariomycetes; Hypocreales; Nectriaceae.